This is a messenger RNA of Schistocerca piceifrons (Central American locust), 879 nucleotides long. RefSeq lists its product as uncharacterized. The coding region runs from base 1 to 879 and encodes 292 amino acids. The record is from RefSeq and is a predicted model, not a curated record. Lineage: Eukaryota; Metazoa; Arthropoda; Insecta; Orthoptera; Acrididae. The transcript is spliced from 9 exons.
AUGUUGAAACAGAGUACGUGGCGCUGCAGCAUCUGCAGGCGAAAGCUGCAGUCGCGUGCGGCGCCGCCCGUCAUGACGCAGGAGUCCACGGACAGCCUGCUGGACGUUCCAGUGUUGGAGGCGCUCCAGCGCAGACACUCCGACGUCAAGAUCGGCUCCGGCAGCUCGCUUACCGUCAGCGGAGGUGGCGGCAGCGGGCUGGCGCCGCCGCGGUCCCCGGAGCUGCGCCGCCACUCCGACGUGUCGCCCGCGUCGCUCAAGGAGCUGGAGAAGGAGCUACGAGCUGGGGGGCAAGGAAUUCAGCAGGCGCAGGCAGCAUCCAGUGAGCCGCUCGACGUGUCGGUGGGGGUGGCGCCGCCGGGACCCGUCGGCCGCAGGGCGUCCUUCCGCGUCGUGCCGCAGCCGCAGCCGCAGCCGCCGCCGCAGGACAAGGCCGACGACGGCACACAAGCUGCAGCGUGGAGCAGCUAUCCGCAGCGCACCGUGUUCCAGACGUGCCCACUUGUUGCAGACUCUUCGCCGUCGCCGCUGUCGCCGGACGCCACGGCGCAGGCGCCGGCCGGGCUGUCGCUGGGGGUGGAGGAAGACCGCCGCACCAGGCGCCGCGGCUCACAGCUGCCAGAUCUGGGGAUGCGUGCGCUGCCACAGACGCCGCCUUCGUCCGGGACGCCGACGCCCCGCGGGGAGACGACCGACGCCGUGCGUCGCCAGACGUCCGUCACCGACGGAGAGGCCAUCAAGAUCGUCAUCCAUGACGUCGACUGCGAUUUCAUUUGCGGGUCCAAGCGCCGCGUGGUGCUGAGGAGGGACCCAGCCGACAAGGCGCACCGCAGUGAGUACCGCAGCACCACUUUACUCUUUGUACUGUAUUCUGACUAA